GUGCGCGGAACCUUCGUGCUUGCAUCUAAAGGGGGACCUGAUUAAGGGUUGCACUCGUCUUAUGUAUGUUAUGCCUGUGCGGCUAUCAGCUGUUAUAACAGAGGACUCAUCUUCCUGAGGUGUGUUGUCCCCCCAGUCUCCCCCAUGCUGUUCCAGCUGCUGCGCACCCCCCUCUGCGGCUCCCCUGCAGUGUUCUCUGGAUGCGUCCGGUCACUGCGCUGCACCCCCUGCAGGACACUGCUGCACAAACCCCCCCCUCAGAGCCGGGGCCUGAAGACCCGAAGUAAGAAGACCCGGAGCCAGGAAGAGGAGUGGAGGAGCCGGAACAGAACGCUGCUGACCUACAUCGCUGCCGCCGGCGUGGGGAUGAUCGGCCUAUCGUACGCCGCCGUGCCGCUGUACCGGCUGUACUGUCAGGCGACGGGUCUGGGCGGCACAGCAGUGGCGGGGCACGACGCGGACCAGGUGGAGACAAUGGAGCCGGUGAAGGACCGGAUCCUGAAGAUCACCUUCAACGCCGACACGCACGCCAGCAUGCAGUGGAACUUCAGACCGCAGCAGAGCGAGAUCUACGUGGUUCCCGGUGAGACGGCACUGGCGUUCUACCGGGCGAAGAACCCGACCAACAAACCCAUCAUCGGGAUCUCCACCUACAACGUGGUGCCCUACGACGCGGGGCAGUACUUCAACAAGAUCCAGUGUUUCUGCUUCGAGGAGCAGCGUCUGAACCCCCACGAGGAGGUGGACAUGCCCGUGUUCUUCUACAUCGACCCCGAGUUCGACGAGGACCCGAGGAUGGCCCGAGUGGACACCAUCACGCUGUCCUACACCUUCUUCGAGGCCAAGGAGGGGCAGAAACUCCCCCUGCCCGGAUACAGCUACAGCUGAGGGGGGGUCCUGAAUCAGGAACAUUGUCCUGGACUAAUCUCAGACCGAGAAGAAAGCAAUAUCAAAGACUCUCUGUGUGCUUUUAUUCUGAAAUGCAGCCACUAAAAGGACUUUUAUUCUGAAAAACCACAGGUCUUUAGAUUGAAACAAAAAGAAUUCAUGAAUUAAAGUUUCACUGUUCCAUUCAUUCAUUUGAUCUGAUUUGCCCGGCACAAAGGCAGCAUUAAAUAUAAUAGUAACCAUCAGAAAUAACAACAACCCCUCCUGGGUCUUGUGCAGCGGGGUGGGGCAGAGACCCCUGAAAGGCCUCGUCUCAUGUUGCUGAGAGACGUGGACCCUGGAAGACCCCUGCAGAUGUUUGUUUGUGUUUACCUGAGAGACUGUAAAUAAAUAUAGAUCAUUAAGAGCA
Molecule: messenger RNA, 1297 nt
Organism: Eleginops maclovinus (Patagonian blennie)
Lineage: Eukaryota; Metazoa; Chordata; Actinopteri; Perciformes; Eleginopidae
Gene: cox11
Product: cytochrome c oxidase assembly protein COX11, mitochondrial
Exons: 5
Coding region: 145-888 (247 amino acids)
Cellular component (GO): mitochondrial inner membrane
Molecular function (GO): copper ion binding
Source: RefSeq, a predicted model, not a curated record